Sclerotinia trifoliorum is the source of this 800-nucleotide messenger RNA. NCBI's taxonomy places the organism in Eukaryota, Fungi, Ascomycota, Leotiomycetes, Helotiales, Sclerotiniaceae. The record is from the annotation of a GenBank genome assembly.
GAGUCCUCUUUUCUUUAAUAGCUUGUGUUCCCAGGAACAAAGCCAUCGAAGGUCGACAACAUAGUGGAAAAUAGUAGGAAAGAUUACUCAAACCCGUGAGGUUUAAUAUACUCAUGGCGGCGCGGUAUUAGGAACCCCUUUACAAUAAGAAGUGAAAAUCUAAGGAUGAAUCGAAAGAUGACUAAGAGGCUAAUUUCUAUCAUCUACUGGAGUCGACAACUUUUUUAGUUAUCCAUCUGCCAGUGACCCAUCUGACGACGAAGGAAUCUUCCUUUUUCUCGCUGAAACAAAUAUCCCAAAAGACGAAGAGAUGCUGCAAGAACCUCGAGUUGGAACUUCUGCAAAACAACCUCUAGCAAAUAACCCCACACAGGGGAAAGAUCCAGAGAGAGCUUACCAGGAGUCUCCACUCCAAGCAAAACCGGAGCGAGCCCAUUCUAAGAAGGCCGAGGAGCAUGAGACGGACGAGAGCUCUUCAUAUCAUCAACCGAGGCCAACAAGAUCCCGGAGUAUACAUAAUAUGAGCCAUAAUAUAGCAUCUCAAAGCGCUUCCCAUUUCGAAGAAGCUAGUACUGUUCAGGCAGCCUCGGGGCAGCAUAGAUCGUACAGUUACAAUUCGUAUCGUUCAAAGCUUGAUGUUGAACAAAUCGAUACCAUCAGACUGAACUAAACCAUCUUCAACAUGAUAGAUUUAGCGACAGUCACAAGCGAGACGUUCAAAACAUUAUAUUGCUAAUUGACCAUUACAGUUCUAAUUCUAUAACCCCAUUUUCAUUCUCAUAUACACAUAAAUAAUUCAU